AUGCAGUGUAAUCCGUGCUCCAGCAAGGGGAAUCAAACAUCUUUGUUGAUAAACCCAAAUUUGGACGACUUUCAAUCAGAAAUUCCUGUCAUCUCUCUCCUAGUAACCAGUUACAAUUGUGAAACGGAAACCCAUCAAAUAUCUUUACUUUCCAAUGAUGGGCUUAGUAACGGCCCUAUCAAUCUUGAUUUCCCUUUUUUGAAUGGGAGGAUUUACGAUUGUAUUGGGGUAAAUGAUUUCUCAAUCGUGGGUAUCUGUAAUGGUUUGGUUCGCAUAAGUCUAUCUCCCUUGGGAUAUCCCUUGAUCCUGUGCAAUCCCUCCACCACCAGACAGUUUCGGGAAAUUCCGGGUGCCAAAUGGGAUUGUGAUUGGGAUGACGAGAAUAUGCUAUAUGUUAGGCAGGUUAGUUUUGGAUUUGGCUUCCAUUACAGUGCCAAUGAUUACAAGUUGAUUAGGAUUGUGUCUUAUACUAGUUCUACCAGGAGAAACGAUAUCCGAGCUGAUCUUUAUGUGAUGAGCACCGAUACUUGGACGGAAAUUGAUGUUACCAAGUUUUCUUUGUUCUUUGGGGAGAUGAAUGAAUACGGGGGGUAUGAUACCAUCGUGCGAUUUACAAGUUCUUCUACUUCAGCACUCUUGAAUGGAGUUUUCUAUUGGCCAGCAACUGCAGUACAGAAUGAUCAAGUUGUUGUUGUUGUUAUGUCCUUUGACAUGGGUAAUGAGGUGUUCGGAAGAAUAAGAACGCCGGUGUGUUUGGAUAGGACUUGGUGUGGAGCUAACUUGCAAUGUAUGGAGUUAAAUGAUAAGCUUGCUUUGGUUGUUUCUCCUGAAGAAAGGGGCUUCGAUGUGUGGGUGUUGAAUGAAAUCGAGAGUUCUUGGACUCACCAAGUUAAAGUCGAGUCUUUUCCGAGGAUUGCAAGUGAUGUGGGAAAUGGGGAAUAUAGUAAAAUUACAGUUGUGGGAGGUUUGAAAAAUGGUGAAUUGCUAGUGACUGGGCAUAAUCUUCCUGGAGAGAUAAAGCUCUUUUCAUCUGAUACAAAGACCCGGGAAAUUAUGGAUCUUUAUUUUGGUCAGGUUUCACAUGGAUCUUGUGUUUAUUUGUAUUCGGGGACCCUACUUCCAGUCAUGAAAGCCAAUGAAAUCGUGCUCAACAAGUGGAACGAGAAAAAGAAAGCGUAUAAUUUUGCGGAAUCAACUAGUUGUUCCAUGUUUGAGGCUUAA
This is a messenger RNA of Rhododendron vialii, 1221 nucleotides long. Its product is annotated as F-box protein At3g07870-like. NCBI's taxonomy places the organism in Eukaryota, Viridiplantae, Streptophyta, Magnoliopsida, Ericales, Ericaceae. The coding region runs from base 1 to 1221 and encodes 406 amino acids. The record is from RefSeq and is a predicted model, not a curated record. The transcript is spliced from 3 exons.